Trypanosoma conorhini is the source of this 318-nucleotide messenger RNA. RefSeq names its product transcription activator. The coding region runs from base 1 to 318 and encodes 105 amino acids. The transcript has a single exon. The record is from RefSeq and is a predicted model, not a curated record. Lineage: Eukaryota; Euglenozoa; Kinetoplastea; Trypanosomatida; Trypanosomatidae.
AUGUGCACAGAGUGCCCCUCGUCCUUUUGUUUUGACUGCCUCGAUCCACGCUACUUUGAACUGGACGCGGCGGGGGCGCAGUUUGUUCACAUUAGACGCGAGUAUCCGGGGAUGGAGGCGGAGGGGAUGGGGCCGCGACGCUCCAUCUACUACGUCACCUGCCUCCGCUGCUGCGGUGUGUUGUCCUCCUCCUCGUCGUCCUCCUCGUCCUCGUCGUCGUCCUCCUUAGAUGAGACAGGCAGUGACGCCGUGAGCGACGAUGAGGACGAUGUUCUGCAGGAGGAGGUGAGUGCCACGCGCAGCGUGGAGGAGGUUUAA